Aedes albopictus (Asian tiger mosquito) is the source of this 1305-nucleotide messenger RNA. RefSeq lists its product as uncharacterized. Gene Ontology annotation, biological process: DNA integration. The record is from RefSeq and is a predicted model, not a curated record. Gene Ontology annotation, molecular function: nucleic acid binding. NCBI's taxonomy places the organism in Eukaryota, Metazoa, Arthropoda, Insecta, Diptera, Culicidae. The transcript has a single exon. Bases 1 to 1305 code for a protein of 434 amino acids.
AUGGGAGACCUACCAUCGUAUCGGAUCAACCCAGCGCCAGUCUUCGAGAGGGUUGGGCUUGACUUUGCCGGACCAAUCUACGUCAAGCAAUCAGUUCGAAAGGCGACUCCGGUAAAGGGCUACAUCUGUGUCUUCAUCUGUAUGGUGACAAAGGCCAUGCAUCUGGAAGCCGUGGAAGAUCUGUCCACUGACUCGUUCCUUGCGGCUUUUCAACGAUUCGUGUCCAGACGAGGAUAUCCGAAGGAAGUCUUCUCCGAUAACGGGACCAAUUUCAUCGGAGCAAGGUCAGCAUUGCAGGAGCUCUAUCGGCUAUUCAAGGAGGAGACCACCCAGAACAAGAUCUUCGAGUAUUGCCAAGCAAAGCAGAUCGUUUGGAAGACCAUCCCCCCAAAUGCGCCACAUUUCGGAGGACUUUGGGAGGCCGGUGUGAAAAGUGUUAAAACAGUGCUCAAAAAGGUUUACCAAUCCACCUCCCUAACACUCUCCGGACUAUCCACCCUGUUGUGCCAGAUUGAAGCAAUCCUCAACUCGAGACCACUUUAUUCCCAAUCUAACGAUCCGACGGAACCUGAAGCGUUGACCCCUGGACAUUUUAUUGCCAACCGUCCACUAUUAGCAAUUCCCGAACCGUCUGUAGUAGGUAUCCCGACCAAUCGUUUGUCCCACUGGCAGCACAUACAACAGCUUCGCGAACACUUCUGGAAACGAUGGUCGAGAGAGUAUCUCACCGAAUUACAAGUGCGAGGCAAAUGGACCAAACAGAAGGUAAACAUCCAACCGGGAAUGGUUGUUCUCCUGAAGGAUGACAAUUUGCCCCCACAGUGCUGGAAUCUGGGCCGGGUAGAAAGGGUACACCCGGGAGCCUAUAACCUGGUAAGAGUGGUAGACGUUCGAACGAAAACUGGUACAUUUAGACGACCUAUACACAAGCUUGCGCCUUUGCCUAUUUUGGACAAUGAUCCAAAUUUCCAAACUUCCACUUUUUGCCGGGGGGAGAAUGUUCAGUUCGACAGCAGCCAAACUGAAGAAGCGUCUAGCAGUGGCGGCGACAGUUUGCACCACGAGAGCUCCGCCCAUCCAACCAACGACGAACGAACGACGACGACGAAGCGAGUGCUGAACAGCAAAGCGGCGAUAAUAAAAUUGACGGCCGAACAGCGACCAGCGUCAGUAUUCUUUCAUCCGUCGUCGAGAAAAUCACACAACAGCGAAAGCGAAGCCGAAGCGAAAGAGAACGAUUGGGUUCCACGUGCGGAUCGCAUGAUCCCGUCGACAGCAACGAACGACGGUGCGCUGGUAGCGUGA